GGGCGGGAGCGGCGGCGCUGGGCGGGCGGCGGCGGCGGCGGCUCGGCCCCGGGUGCCCCAGGGCCGCCUGGAGCCGGAGGCUUCCCCGCGGCUGCUGCCGAGCGUGGAGCAUCCUUCCCCGGGCAGCCGGGCUGGCACCGGCACCGGCACCGACACCGUCAUCACCAUCGGCACCGGCACCGGCACCGGCACCACCAUCGGCACCGGCACCACCAAUCAGCAUCAACACCGGCAUCACCCCCGGCACCGACAUCCCCGUCACCGCCGGCAGCGGCGGCAGCACCGGCAGCAGCAUCACCUUCGCUGUCACCGUCACCGCCGGCCUCGGCAGCGGCACCAGCCGCGGUCACCCCUCCAGUGCACACCGCACCUGCGUCCAAGGACCUGGUCUCGCCCUCGCUGCAGUGAUUCCUGGCAGGGAUUACCAGUGAUCCCCGGCAGGGAUUCCCAGUGGGACACCGGUCGCAGCCGGAGGGACCCAGCCGGGGCUGACGCUGUCCCUGUGGUGCCACGGGGCAGACGCGGGGCCAGGCCAGGCUGGAGGGUGCCCGGGUUAGCAUGACCGAGGUGGAACCCGUGCUGGACUUCGCAUCCUCCGGCAGGACGGGGCGGCGCAAUGCCCUGCCCGACAUCCUGGGCUCGCCCGCCGGCGUCAGCCCCGCCGACCUGCCCCUCAAACUGGCCGAGAUGUCCCUGAGCGCAGGCAGUGCCCAGGACAUGCAGUCGCCCUCAGCGGAGGUGCCCCCUCCGCAGCCCCCCAGCCCCGAGCUGAAGGACACGUCCUAACCCCGCCCGGGGGGGACAUUUGUGACCGGCGGAGGAAGGAGGAGGCUGCGGAGCGCCAGCCCGGCUUUCCUGGCACGGCCGGAGUCCGCUGGGAUUUCCUCGGUGCUGCCGCAGCGAGACCCCGGAGCGCCCCCCGGCCAUGGGGGAGCCGCGCGUGGCGGGGACGUGGCGGGGACACGGAGGGGACCUGCCGUGACCAAGGGGCCAUUCCCGCACACGCCCUGGGCCAGGACUCGGGGGGGGAGGAAUAUUUUUGCCUCCCCGGGGGGAGGAAUAUUUUUCUUCUGGGGCAUUUGGCGGAGCCGAGCGCGGGGGGGUCCCGGGGGGGCCCUCCUGGCCGCAGGAGCAGCCACAGGUGUUUCUUGCUGAGUGUGGUGUUCACUGUGAUGUUUUUGGGUACCACCUCGUCUUCUGGCCUUUCUUCGGGGUGACUCGGGAGCCAGUCCCAGGCUUUGGGGGGGUUGAGAUGGGGAAACACAACCCGAGAGCCCCCCAGCCCUUGAGCAAAGCCCCCGGGUUGCCAGCACGGCUGAGAGGGAUCCCGCAGAGGAGCAGAGCGCCCCAGCGUGGUCCCCGCUCUGCGGAUGGGGGAUGCUGGUGAGUUCGGGGUGUGGGAAACAGGGCGAUGCUGCUUGGAGCACCCCCAGCCCCCCGAGCCGGGUCACCCAUUGUGCCCACGCCGGAUCCUCUCCCCAAACCCGGGGGUGCGGGAGUCACGGAGUGGAGCUUUGCCAGGCUCUGGCAGUGCCCAAUCCUAUGCUUUUGCCAGAGGACGGGAUGGGAUGGGACCCUCCUGCUCGGGCACUGAGGGGCUGAGGGAGGACUCGCCUGCCGGCUCUGGGGGUCGCUGGCCGCUGGCCGGAGCCGGGCAGGAUGGUUGG
Molecule: messenger RNA, 1667 nt
Organism: Prinia subflava (tawny-flanked prinia)
Lineage: Eukaryota; Metazoa; Chordata; Aves; Passeriformes; Cisticolidae
Product: cAMP-dependent protein kinase inhibitor beta-like
Exons: 5
Coding region: 559-786 (75 amino acids)
Biological process (GO): negative regulation of cAMP-dependent protein kinase activity
Cellular component (GO): nucleus; cytoplasm
Molecular function (GO): cAMP-dependent protein kinase inhibitor activity
Source: RefSeq, a predicted model, not a curated record